GACGUGUUCACUUGACACAUGGAAAAAGCGGUGACAGCUGAGCCUCUAUUUCUACCAAAAGUUCCUCCCUUUUCUUCCUCUCAAAUUCAUUCGCUUCUCACAAUAUAAAUUUCCAAUUUUUUCAUAUAAUAAAUUAUACUCUAACCUAUAAUUUUUUUUUGGAAGAUAAAAUAAUGGAAACUCUAUCGGAUUCGAAAGGAAAAACUUCUACUAAGAAUUUGGGUCAUAAGAUUGAAGAAUUUUUGACUAUGGAGGAUUCUCGACCAAAGAGCGUGGAAUGGACUGACGAGAAGCAUAGUUUGUAUCUCAAGUCUAUGGAAGCAUCAUUUGUCAACCACUUAUAUGGUUCCUUAGACGUAGUUGGUCGGCAUUCCCAAAAUGAUGGCUUGUCAAGGCAUAAAUUCUCAAGGCAAAAGCAUGCCAAUCCUUCAGGCCAGUAUAAGGUGUUUCAAGAUGGUUGUUGGACCAAAAUUGACUUCAAGAAAGACGAGCCUCAGUUAAAUAAAACAAACGAAUCCGCUGCUGUAUUGGCAAACCCUUGGAUUAAGCAUUACAAAUCUACAGGCAGACAUCAAAUGAGAGUAAUUUCAGAUCUACAGGGGAACACUACCUUAGUGAAACAGAAUCAAUCUCCCGUAUCUGACUUCGGUUUGUGCCGUAAAGAUUAUGUUACAGAGGUGAUGGAUCAAAACUUUAUCGAUGAAGAUCUUGAAGGAGGACAGUCUAGCAGCAGGGAGCACAGCACAAAACGGACAAAAAUUCAGUUAGAUGCCGGUACAAGCAGUGAUCAAGUAAUGAGUUGGACCAGCUAAUUUGCAGCACUAAAUUACUCUGUUGGCACACAUUAGAUUGUCGACUAACCAUACUUUAAAUGUAUCAUCCAGGUAGUUCCAUUUUGCACAUCCUCAAUGACUGAUAAUCUUAAGGAUCUUCUUGAGUCGACGGAGUAAGUCUUUGGCUUUCAGCGAUGACUAUGAUGACACUAACCUCUUUAACCAAGAACGACAAAUGGAAUGUAAAAACAGCAGGUGGGAACACGUCGCGUUUCAAACUAUUGCUAUAGGUUGAUCAAGAUUUUGCUACAGUUUUGCCCGGAACUAGUCAUGGUUUUUUAUCUCUUUAUUUAUCUGUAUGUUGGAAAUUCGAGUAGCCAUCGAACCUCUAAUCCUUGUACAGAUUUGGGGAAAAUGUUGUCAAAAAAUGCUUGCUGUAUCUUACAUGCCUU
Messenger RNA from Solanum verrucosum, 1225 nucleotides. Its product is annotated as cold-regulated protein 27. Gene Ontology annotation, biological process: response to cold; regulation of circadian rhythm. The transcript is spliced from 4 exons. The record is from RefSeq and is a predicted model, not a curated record. Bases 174 to 812 code for a protein of 212 amino acids. Lineage: Eukaryota; Viridiplantae; Streptophyta; Magnoliopsida; Solanales; Solanaceae.